Lichtheimia ornata is the source of this 1569-nucleotide messenger RNA. RefSeq lists its product as uncharacterized. Bases 1 to 1569 code for a protein of 522 amino acids. Gene Ontology annotation, biological process: positive regulation of phosphatidylinositol biosynthetic process; protein localization to vacuolar membrane; vacuole inheritance. The transcript has 7 exons. Lineage: Eukaryota; Fungi; Mucoromycota; Mucoromycetes; Mucorales; Lichtheimiaceae. Gene Ontology annotation, cellular component: PAS complex; fungal-type vacuole membrane. The record is from RefSeq and is a predicted model, not a curated record.
AUGGAUAAAUCAGACAGCAGCCAAACAACAGCUUCAUCCGCUACUUCCACUUUACCAACAACCCUCGCAACCGACGACGAGCAACAACAGCUAAAAAAGGAUGGCGAACGUCGACCUUCCCCUGGUGGCGGUAAUUGUCUAGGUGGUCGCCCAAAACUUACCACCAUUCACAGUUCAGACGCAUCGCGAUUCAUGACGCUCGAGCGAUUGCAACAAAAUAUGACUCUAAAACCACCCAAACAUCAUCCGACUACAGCCAGCGGUGUCACAGGCAACAGUGGUGGUGAUGGCAAUAACAAUAACAAUGGCGGCAGUGGUGUCCAUAGCAACAGUAAUAAUAACAACACAACACAAGAGCGACAAUUGACGAUUGAGACGGCCGUAUUUCCCGAACAACAACCUAUCUUUCACCACGAGAAGAAGCGCUCUCAGGCAAGUGACACCUUAAAGUCCGGCAGUGAUUCCACGCUACACCGUUCACCAAGAAGAACCAAGAAGCGCAACAAGCCAUUCACAAAGCCGGCAGAGAUCUUUGCUCAAAACUUGAGCGACGCCGUUUUACAUGCUAAUAUCGAUUCGGAUGAAGAAGAGAGCUUUGUGUAUCGUGACUACCGAUCAACUUCGCUGUAUCCCACGCUACCCUCCCAAUGGAUCGACCAUUACUCAAAAAGAGAUACAACUGAUUACUCGUCGACUGCUACAGAAACGAAACCACGUCGUCCCGUACUUCGUUCCGCUGUAUCUGAAUUACCCGCUACUGCUAUGUUACGUUCAACAUUUCCCGCUCCUACACGCAAACACAGCUGGUAUCCUGCUAGCGACGCUGACGAUACAGCUUUGUUGCCACGUUAUUCUACUUCCAAACGAAAACGUCGUUCAUCUCCUCGAACAUCAAAAAGAUCGUUCCUUCCUAGUACUAUCACCCUUUGGGCAAUAUUUGGCGUAACGACAUCAUUGAUAACGUUAUGGAUACUAAUCAUCUGGAUGGCAAGUCCUCUUGCAGCAGUACAAGUCAUGGAGCUUUCGAAUGUGCUGGGAUCCACAAAGGAACUCUUUUUCGACCUGCAUGUGCGAGCAAGAAACACCAAUCUUUGGUCCAUCCAGAUAUCACAUGCCUCCUUUAGUGUUUUUGCUUCAAGCCAUUACGUACCAAUAUCCCAAGCAGCGAUAAACAAUACAUCAUCUAAUCAAGCUCUAACAGCAGCACCGGUUGAGUUCCUUGGUACCAUCUACAGGUUUGAUGAACCACUCGUCUUUGCGUCAUCCCAGUUGACAUCACCCACUGUCACCACGGCUACAAGUCAAAUCCAAAUCAAAGACCCAGGCAAAACCAAAGGCGAUAGCAGUGGCAACGAGCGAUGGUCCCUUCUUAUCAGGUAUCCUUAUGAAUUAACGGUGCGAGGUGUUCUCAAAUAUCAUGUGAUUCCCUUUCUCCCAUUCACGCAGAUGCAUUCAGCCCGUGUAUGUCAAGUCUCUCGCAUUGAUCCUGCCACUGGAGAUAUCCACAGCAACCCUGAAAUUGAAAGAUCCAUAUGUGAUGACCCCUCUCCCAUUGAAACUAUCUAUUAG